AUGGUUCUCAAGAACCCAUCAAACACUAUCAUACCUAAGCUUGUAUAUGGCACGGCAUGGAAGAAGGAUCGAACGGCUGAUCUGGUGUAUCAAGCUUUGAAAGCUGGCUUCAGAGGCAUUGAUACAGCAGCUCAGCCUCGUCAUUAUCAGGAGAAUUUGGUUGGUGAUGGCAUUAGAAGGGCAAUCAACGAGGGGAUAGUAAACCGAGAAGAGCUUUAUAUCCAAACGAAGUUCACACCCCUUUCCGGUCAGGAUCCCAACAAUAUGCCAUAUAGCACCUCCCAGACCCUGGAAGAAAGAAUCCACACAUCGAUUGCCUCUUCAUUCGCCAAUCUUCAGACAUCCACCAAUCCGGAAGAUACGUACAUCGAUUGUCUUGUACUUCAUUCCCCCUUGCCAAGCAUUGGAGAAACCCAGAAGGCCUGGGAAGUUUUCUCCUCCUACGUCCCACAUAAGAUUCGCGCACUAGGUAUCUCUAAUACCUCCUAUGCCAUUCUCGAAUCUUUAUACAAUGAGAUGCCGAUUAAGCCAGUGGUGGUCCAGAACCGCUUCUACGCAGACACGAACUGGGAGGUGCCUCUCAGGAGGUUCUGCAGGGAGAGGGGGAUUGUUUUCCAGUCCUUCUGGACGUUUACGGGCAAUCCGAGGAUGAUGAGGACCAAACCUAUCAUAGAUUUGGCCACAGAACUGAGUAUAUUGGGAGUUAAGGAUGCUGAGGUAGUGUCGUUGUACGCUUUGGUCCUUGGGUUGGGAAAUGUCACUGUCUUGGAUGGAACGACGAAAUUCGAGAGAAUGAAGGCAGAUUUGGAGGGCCUCGAGUUAGCCAGCAGGUGGGCUGGUGGCGAAGGGAAGGACAGGUGGGUUCAAUGCUUGAAUGGAUUCAAGCAAUUGAUUGGGGAGAAUGAGAUCUGA
Amorphotheca resinae ATCC 22711 is the source of this 912-nucleotide messenger RNA. RefSeq lists its product as hypothetical. The coding region runs from base 1 to 912 and encodes 303 amino acids. NCBI's taxonomy places the organism in Eukaryota, Fungi, Ascomycota, Leotiomycetes, Helotiales, Amorphothecaceae. Gene Ontology annotation, molecular function: aldose reductase (NADPH) activity. The transcript has 2 exons. The record is from RefSeq and is a predicted model, not a curated record. Gene Ontology annotation, cellular component: cytosol.